This is a messenger RNA of Oncorhynchus nerka (sockeye salmon), 718 nucleotides long. Its product is annotated as ubiquitin carboxyl-terminal hydrolase 26-like. Lineage: Eukaryota; Metazoa; Chordata; Actinopteri; Salmoniformes; Salmonidae. Gene Ontology annotation, biological process: protein deubiquitination. Bases 67 to 582 code for a protein of 171 amino acids. The record is from RefSeq and is a predicted model, not a curated record. The transcript is spliced from 6 exons. Gene Ontology annotation, molecular function: cysteine-type deubiquitinase activity.
GCCUCCAUUGACCUGAGGGCUUCUUCUGUCUCCUUGGAGAGGCCAUUGGUCAGGUCUCGGGAAGUCAUGGCUCGCCUCCCCAACCUGGUCAGCAAGAGUAGCACCCAGCUGGGGGAGCAGAGCUGCACAGGCGAGGGCGAAGACAACACCAAGCUCCUCGGGUUGCCUAAUAUUGGCAACACCUGCUUCAUGAACUCUGCUCUGCAGUGCCUGCUGGGGCUGCCAGCAUUUUGCAGAGACAUCCUGAGACAGCAGAACAUCUGGAGUUCCUCCCCCUCCUCUAAACUGCUAUGCUGCUUUGCCAAGUUACAUCAGGCCAGGCUUUCUGGAGGCACUGUUAAUGCUAAGAACAAGGAAAAUAAGAAAAUCCUUCAAACAGUCAAGCGCUGUCUCUCCAUUGUCAAUGAGGACUAUGAGGAAGACUAUGAACAGGAUGCCCAUGAAUGUGUGUUGCUCCUCCUCUUUCAGCUGAAGGAGGAGGGUAUGGCAUUAAAGGGCUCACCAGAGCCAUACACCUGCCCCGUGAAGCAGUUAGAAUUCAAGCUGAAGACUUCCCGUACCUGCACCAGCCAUCUGCGUUAGAGUGUGCAUGCAGGGUGUGCUCAGGCAGCAUGGCAUCUGUGACUAGGCACUUCCUCACGCUGCCCCGGUGAGUCCCCCCAUCAUCAUCUCAGAUUACAAUUGACAGUCCUGAUCUAACUCACCAAACUGGGUUAUU